AUGACUGUCGGCUGGUCGCAGACGCCUUGUGCUCAUGCUGGGACCAGCAGCCCUGUUGUGCAGAUGGGUAUCUUUGCUGCUUUUGUGGGCCUCCUGUGGCAGCGUGCUAGCAGCACCGUGGACGACAACACCUCUGCCGAGAUGUUGAAGCGCUACGGUGCCCUCGGAGGUGUUCAGGUGGACACUGCUCGCAUCUACUCCGGAGGGAAAACCGAGGACAUACUUGGCAACAUCUUGGGCAGCAGUGAGCUGGCAGGCAGGCAAUGGGUCCUCGGAACCAAGGCUCAUCCGUCCCAGGAGGGCGGAUUGUCGGGCGCGGGCAUCCGCUCGCAGCUGAAGGAGUCUUUGGCAGCGAUGAAGGUCAAGGACGUGGACAUUUUGUAUCUCCACCAGCCAGAUCCCGACCACGACCUGUCGGAGUCCCUUGAGUGUGUGCAGCAGCUCAUCGGCGAGGGCUUGAUCCGUCGUUUCGGCAUGAGCAACUACAGUGCGGUGGAAGUCGAUCGAUGUUGCACGAUGUGCAAGGAGCGUGGCUGGGCGACUCCAUCCGUCUACCAGGGCCUGUACAAUCCUUUGAAUCGGUUGGUAGAGGAAGAGCUUCUCCCUGUGUUGCGGAAGCACGGCGUUUCCUUCGUGGCCUACAAUCCUCUCGCAGCCGGGUUGUUGAGCGGGAAGCACACGGACAGUAACAACGUCCUUCCUGGUCGUUUCAAGGAGAAUCAAAACUAUCUGCCGCGCUUCUACACGAAGCCGAAUUUCGAGGCACUGGCUGGGAUCCGUGAAGCCUGCGCCGAGGCUGGAAUUUCGAUGGUGUCUGCUUCGUAUGCCUGGCUCCUGCAGCACUCUGCGCUGAGCGCCGAGAAGGGAGAUGGACUCCUCAUCGGUGCCUCCUCCCUUGUCCAGCUCGAUGAGAACCUUAGCGCGUGCUUCUCGCCGCCACUGCUGCCAGAAUCCUUGGUUUCAGCCUUCGAUGCUGCCUGGCCUCUCGUGAGCCAAAGUGGAGACGUCUUCCCCUACUGGCGUUCCUACUCCAAGGACCAGCCGGGCAGGGAAAAUCUCCACCCUGGCGCCUCCUACGCUGCGAAGAAGUAG
Symbiodinium sp. CCMP2592 is the source of this 1092-nucleotide messenger RNA. NCBI's taxonomy places the organism in Eukaryota, Dinophyceae, Suessiales, Symbiodiniaceae. The record is from the annotation of a GenBank genome assembly.